AUGCUUCAAAAUUCUGAAAAACAAAAAGAAUAUUUCUCAUAACUUUUAGAAGAGAUAUUAAAAGUAUUUAGAAGUCCAGAUCUCAAAAUCAUCAAUUUUCUUUAUAAUGUUAUAUUUGAUUAGCAAUAUUAUAAACUUACUACUAUUGAUAAAUAUUCAGAAGAAGAAUUGAAUUAUCAAAUAGCAAAUAUGAUGUUAUACCCUUUAAAUGUUAGAGAAUUUAGGAAUACUCAACAAAUGAGUUCAUUAAUUCCUUUCUUCUUAGUAUUUGUUAUUGGUCAAAGACUUGAUAUAAAUAAGUGCAUUAAAUAGGAAAUGUAAAACGAAUGGGAUUAUUUUCUAACUGCAGUUGCUAAAAAAAUUAAUUAUGAAGAAAGUUAAUGUAAUGAAUAUUUAAAACAAUUCUAACUUCAUUUAGAAAUGCAAUCUAAAUAAUCUUAAGCCAUAGAUUUAGAUAAAACAAUGAUCUAAAUUAGUAAUUAUUAUCAAGGAGAUCAAUUACUCAAAUUAUUAAAUUUAAUGUUUUAUUAAGAUUAUUUUAGUUUCGCUAUCAAUUCAUUAAAAAGUUAGGAUGAAUACGAUAAUUUUAAAAAAUAAAAAAAAUAGGAAAUCAUUAUUAACACAUUUUAAUUUAUCUAAAAAAACCAUAUGGAAGAAAUUUAAGGAAAUUUAGAAUAUACAAAAAUGCAAGUUGCUAUCUCAUUUUUAAACAAUAAAUAUAAUUAUGAAUAUAUAACAGAAAAAUUCGAUAAUCUUUAAGCUGGUAUUCUCAUUUUUCGUCUAAUUGAAUUAGAUCAUAAAUAAUUUUAAAAUUACUUUUAGAUACAACAACCAAAUAUGUAAGAGUAAUUAUUUAAUCAAAUUAUUUAAAUUGCAGGAAAUAAAGAUAGUUUUUUUCCUAAUUUAAUCUUAGUGGGUAAAUGUCUAUCUAAAUUAAGAUUAUGGGAAUUUGCAUUGGAAAUUUAUAAAAAAUUAAUCAAAUAAAUAAAUAACAUGAGCUAAGAAAAAUAUCGAAUAUAUAUUUAAUUUAAAAUUUAUAAAAUUCACUUUUUGUAAGGUUAAAUUAAAUAUUUGCUUAAAAAGCUCAUAAAUUUAAGCGAAUAAAUGUAUAAGUAUAAAGAAAAUUAAUUGGAGUUUUAUUAGCCAAAAAACAGAAAUCUCUAUAAUGAAUGUUUAUUUAUAUAAUUAUUAAUAAGUGCUUAUACAAAAUAAAUUGAUAAAUUAAAACACAUUACUAUAAAGAUUAAUACAAUCCAUAUGUAGAACAAUCACUAUAAUUAAUUAAAAAGACCUUUUACUCUAUUAUAAUACGAAUUCUUUAGAUUAGUGAAAUAAUAAGUAGUUAUAUUUCAUGGAAAAGAUGACAAAAAUAAUUUAGAACAUAUUUUAGACAAAAUAAAACAAGUUUGUUAACAAAGACAAGAGAUUGAAUAAAAGAAAUCUGGUUUUUUUAAGAAUAUAAAAUUUAUUUUUGAAUCACCUACAAAUAGAAAUGAUUAAAUGAUCUAGAUUUCUAGCUACUAUAAGGCUGUAGAAGAACUUCUUAUUAUUAAUGUCUUAGUUCGGCAUAGAGAGAUUUAUAUUUUAUAAUAUUUAAAUCCUAACUUCUAUCCCUUAUUAAGAGUUUUUCUUGAAAAAUAGUUCUUUGAUUUAACAUUGAAAUCAUAAAUAUAUCUAUUUAUUCAUGAUUUUGAUAAAGCUUUUGAAAUUGCAAUAAAAACAAAUAACUAUAAGAUGAUUGGAUAGAUUUAUGAAUAUAAGGAUAAGUAUAAUUUGGCAAUAGAUGCUUAUACAAAGGAUUUUAGUCCAAGCUGUUUAUUUAGUCGUGCCGUAUUAUAUAAAAUUCUUUAAGAUAGAGGUUCUUUAGAGGAUAGUGGGUAAGUAAGAAAUUAGUAAUUAUAAAAUCUAUAUAAGAAUGCAAUGGAAUGUUUUAGUAAUUUAAAAAAAAACUAAAAUUAAUAUAAAUAGAUUUCAAUAAAAUAUCAUAUAUUAUUAUAACGUUAAAAUUAACUAUAAAUUACAAAUAGAUUUGAGUUAGAAGAUGAAGUUUCUAUCUAAUAUUCUUAAUUAAAUAUAAGAUUAACUUAAUCAACAAACUCAUUAAAUUAAAAUUAUCUGCAAGAUUUGUAUUAUGAUAAUUUUAAUAAAAAUAGCAAUCUUUAUUCUUAAAUUUAUAGAAGUGCUAAUAGAAUUUCUGGUUAGAUAAAUAUGGUUCAAUCCUAGCAAAUUGAAAAUUCGGAAAGUGAUACAAGUAGUUUUCUUGAAUCAUCAUUAUUUUAAACUUAAUCUUUUUAAAAAAUGUUUGAGAAUUUUAAUUUUUCAAUUAGAAAGGAUAUUGGAUUUUUUUAUUAAAAUUUGAAAUAAGACAUUAUAUCUGAAAUAGAUACUGAUUUAGAACGAACAUUAGAUGAAUUUGUAAGUAAAACUAGAUUUUUAGAAUAUGAAAGUUUUUAGUUAUUUGAGAAUAAUAAUUUGGGAGAAAAGAUUGGAUAAGGAGGGUUUAGUGAAGUAUACAAAUUUAAAUUUUAAGAUUAAAUUUAUGCUGCAAAAGUGAUUAAAUUAGAGUAUAGAGGAUCAGGAGAAACAAUUAGUGAUAAUGAGAAAUCAGAUAUUAAAGAUAGACUUUUAGAGGUUUGUAUUGUUUGUGAUUUAACUAUAUAAAAGAUUAAAUAUUGUUUACAAAUUGAACAUUUAGGAUUUAAAUUUGAAAUGCUAGGUUAAAUUAAAAUAUAUAAAAUUAUUCUUAUUACAAAACUGUAUGAUAAUUAUUAAGAAUUUUUUAAGUGGGAAGAUAAAGAUAAAAUUAAGUUUGUUUAUAAAUUAUCUAGAGGACUUAAUACUUUACAGAAUGAUAGAGAAUUACUCCAUUUAGAUUUAAAACCUGAUAAUGUUUUAGUGGAUUCAAAAAAAAAAAGCCCUAUUAUUGCUGAUUUUGGAUUAUCCAAAUAUUCUUAAGCUUCAUAUAAUCUUAAUUUGGCUCCUAAAUAAAUGACAAUUAAAUAUAUAGAUCCUGAUUUGGUUUAUAAAAAACUUUAAAGUCGACAAAAUGAUGUUUAUUCAUAUGGUAUUUCAUUAUUUUAAUAUUUUUCUGGAUCUAUUCCAUAUAAAGACCUAAAUUCUUAGUAAAUUUAUGGGAAGCUUAAAUAAUUUUAAGAAUAUCAUUAAAAUGCAAUUUAAAGUAUAUAAAUAGAGCCAAUUAAAAAUCUAAUUCUAGAUUGUACAUUACCUAUUGAAUAAAGGAUUUCUUUUAUCAUAGUAAUAAAAAGGUUAUUUACUUUAUUAUAUGAAAUUAAUAAUCCAUCUGUCAAGAUAUUAAUUGAACUUCUUUUUGAUCAUAUUGAAUUUUAGAGAAAAUAAAGAAAAGUGUAAAAUAUUAAUACUUAAAUAAAACUAAUUAAAACCUUUAUUAAAUAUACAAACAAAUUUUCGCCUAUAAAUUUAGAAAAUAAAAUGGUUUAGACUUUUAAAGUGAUUUUUUCAACAUAAUCAAGCUAAUGUUAUUCAGAAAUAAUUUAAAGGAUGAAAUAAUUUAUUAAUUGGAUGAUAUUAAAUGAUUUUGAUUACACACUGAAACUUGUAGAUUUCAAUAUUAUUUAUAAUAAAAUAAAUGAAGAUGAAAUGGAAAUUAAUUUUAAUUAUUGGGUUGAAAAUUCCGAAAAAAUAUCAUUAAAUGAUAUUUAUUAAUGGAAACCAUUUUUCUAUGAACUUAUUGAAAUUUUAUUAAAAAUUCAUUAACAUUCAAUAUGUAUAUUAUAUUUAGGAUUGGAAUAAAUAUAUAAAUAGGAUGGUAGGAUAAAAUUAAGUUGUUUAUCGAUUUCAUAAAAUCUUAAAAUUGAUGAUAACAAUUAAUUUGAGCUUAAUAAUUCCUAAAUUGAUCCUAAGAUUAAAAAAACAAAUAAAUUUAAUUUGUAAAAUGACGCUUAUGCAUUUUGUAUAUUAAUAUAGUAAACUAUGUAAUUAAUCUAAUAACCAUUCGAUUAAGCCGAAUAGGAGAGAUUGAAUACAUUUACCAAUGAAGUUUUGAGCCAAAGUGAAGUAAUAACUUUAUAAGAAAUAAUUGAUAAACUAUUAAAUUGA
Paramecium sonneborni is the source of this 4077-nucleotide messenger RNA. NCBI's taxonomy places the organism in Eukaryota, Ciliophora, Oligohymenophorea, Peniculida, Parameciidae. The record is from the annotation of a GenBank genome assembly.